This is a messenger RNA of Ascoidea rubescens DSM 1968, 1472 nucleotides long. RefSeq lists its product as uncharacterized. NCBI's taxonomy places the organism in Eukaryota, Fungi, Ascomycota, Saccharomycetes, Ascoideales, Ascoideaceae. The transcript has a single exon. The record is from RefSeq and is a predicted model, not a curated record. Bases 267 to 1163 code for a protein of 298 amino acids.
AAACCUUCACUGCUCCAAAAUUCAUUUGGGCGGGAUGGCUGAAAUAUUUACUUCCUUUUUCAUCAACAAGCUCGUACAUCUCAGUAACUUGGGUUUGUCUACCCUCCUGGACAAUGAGACAAAAGGUAAAACAAAAGGUGAAAAAAAUAAUUUGUUUCAAAUUUAUUACACAUUUAUUACAGAUUUAUUUUUCAAAGUGAAUUCUAUACUUGAAUUUAUAUCAACACAGCUAUCGUCAAUUACUGAUCAAAGUUUACUAUUAGACAAUGGAAAACCAUGUUCAAAAUAGCCAAAAGGCCAUUUUUCAAAACCAACCAAAUAACGUUGAAAAAAUCAAGUCUUUGAAGGAUUGGCUAGAUGAGCUGAGUUUCAAUGACACUAGUUCUGAGCUAUGGGAAAUGCCAAAUAAAAAAUCAAUUGCAAAUACUUCGCCUGCCGAAAUUGCAAGCAACUCCAAUACUACUCAAUUGGUGCUCAACGUUAAUGACAAAGCCAAUAAAAUCCAUGAUGCUGAUAGGGGUCAACAACCUGUGAUGCUGCUGCUGUUAGCUCAGAAGACGUCUUUUGAUAAAGAAGACAAACUCAAUUGUCUGGCAAACUGCCAUUGGACAAAUGCAUGGUUUGAUAAUGGUAAAGUGGUUCCUUGCUUGAAAGUGAAAUAUCGCUCAUUACUUUCUGAUACUGAGUAUCAAUAUCUUCUUGGUAAUGGGCAAAACCCAAAAGCCCCAAAUGGCUUCAAGAAAGCAAAAAGGUAUCAAUAUGUGGUUAAAAAUAACAUUUUAUAUAAUAAAAAAAGCAAGAUCCAGUUGAGUGUUUCGAACUGGAAAGCUAAAUGCAUACAAUUUAUGGAACAGAAUCAAUUCAAAAGCCAAAAUGAUGCGGUAAACUCAUUCACAAAAUUAUACCAUGGAGCACCAAAAGAAUUGAUAAGAAACAUUUAUCAGCAUGUAAAUGGAAAAAAGGCAGCUAAUUUAAUAUUUGCCACCACAGCUGAUAUAUCAAAUAAUGAAGACCGGAUUAAUAUUGAAAAUACUCAUACUACAGUAAGUGAUGAUCACCAGAAUAAUGAGAAGCCUGAUAAUGCAAUUGACAGUGAGGAUGAUGAUACAAAUAUUAUCAGGACUCAAAAAACACCUCUGAUUAAGAAGAUGGAUGAAAUCUAAAGAUACAGUGUAAAAGGAUGAUGUGACGUUUAAAAGAGAAACUCCAAGCUUGAAAACAGUAGGUGGUAACGAUGCUAAUAAGGACAUCAUCUUUAAUUUACUACAACAGUUGAACUCAAUCAGUGGAAAAAAAUCAAGGCAAAUAAAUCAAACAGACUCAAAUGAAUAUAUUUCACCUUAGAGAUGUUUGGUUCAGAUUCAAAUUGCGUCCGGAAACCUAAAGGCUCCCCCGGAUAUACCUAAUAGCACGUGUUAAUCUAACAUUUCCGGCUCUGCUGCAUCAAAUGCCACAAAAGCUGGAGAAGCAGC